Messenger RNA from Dracunculus medinensis (Guinea worm), 297 nucleotides. NCBI's taxonomy places the organism in Eukaryota, Metazoa, Nematoda, Chromadorea, Rhabditida, Dracunculidae. The record is from the annotation of a GenBank genome assembly.
AUGCGUGGGUGGAUGAAUGAAUUAUCUCCACCUUUGAUAAGGAAACCGCGUGAAAAAAGAAAAGGCGAAAAGAAAGGACUUACAACAAAAAGCCAAUACGCGCUGAUGGAAAGUGAGAAGGAGUGGUGGAGUGUCGAUGUUCUACUUGGCAGUUCGAGUGCAAAACGGUCUUUAAAUAUGAAAAUUCGUAUGAUUAUUGGUAAUGAAAAAGUUGAAAUGAAUUUAAGUAAAUUCGCUUUAUUGAGAUAUGAAUUAUCACGGGCACUUCAGAAGAUUGAAGCUUUAUCGCCAUCAUAA